UCGAAUCUGGUUGAUGCAAUUAUAAUAUAAUUAAAACAAAAUUAAUUGAAUUGAAACAAAAAAAGAAAUAAAUGGGAGCUAUACCUAAAAGACAUUCGUCAUGGAUUAAACGCAUGGAAGUUCACAAACGGACUCAUUUCAAUCCGUCUGGAGCUCCUGCAUUGUCUACACUUCUGUCACCUAUAGUACGCAUUGAAGAUCACAAAAGUGAAGUGACAACUUGUGACUUUCAUCCUUCUGGAAAGUUUAUUUUAUCAGCUAAUUGUAAAGGACAAAUUCAUAUAUGUGAUAUUUAUGGUACUUUUUCGAAAACAAUGGUUUUGAAAGGCCACACAGGAUCAGUCACCGAAGCCCACUUUUCCAGAGAUGGUUUUGAUUUUUAUUCGUGUUCCAGUGACGGAACCAUUGGAGUUUGGGAUACUUUCCGAGGUUACAGAAAAGCUAAAUUAGACGGACAUGAGGAUGGUGUCAAUUGUGUUCAGGGUGGAAGAUUAGCAUAUCCUAUACUUUGUUCUGGUUCCAAUGAUGGAACAAUCCGAUUAUGGGAUGUUCGGGAAAAAGAAUGUGUCUUGACACUGGAGAAUUCAUGUGAUGUUACUGCAACGUGUUUUACUAAUAAUGGAAACUUUGCAAUCUCUGGUGGACUUGACAGUGAUAUCAAAAUCUGGGAUCUUCGAACUUGUGAAAUUGUUUGUAGGCUACGUGGUCAUACUGGAAAAGUAACUGGUCUAUCAUUAUCGCCCUGUGGUUCAUAUUUACUUUCGUAUGCUGUUGAUAAUACACUUCGAAUUUGGGAUAUUCGGCCUCAUGUUACAUUCAAGAGAUGUGUUGGAUGUUUUUCUGCUCAUCAAUUUAGUCCCAGUGCACUUUUACGAUGCACUUGGUCACCAGAUGGCACUAUGAUAUCAGCUGGAACGUCAGAUCGGGAUGUUCUUGUUUGGGAUGCUCUUACUGGAGAAACAUUACACGAGUUACCAGGUCACGAAAGCACUAUCAAUGAUAUUAAAUUUCAUCCAAAGGAACCAAUCAUUUUAUCAGCUUCAGAAGACAAUUAUUUAUUUUUGCAUGAGUUUUAGAGAACUUAUUGUGAAUUUUGUAAUAUGUGUGCUAAUUAUUUUAAAGAGCAAUGUAGUAUAAUUUGAAAAAAAUAAAUUAAGUAAAUAAAAUAAUAUUUUAUUUUUUAAAAAAAA
Eupeodes corollae is the source of this 1190-nucleotide messenger RNA. RefSeq names its product U5 small nuclear ribonucleoprotein 40 kDa protein-like. Lineage: Eukaryota; Metazoa; Arthropoda; Insecta; Diptera; Syrphidae. Bases 72 to 1076 code for a protein of 334 amino acids. The record is from RefSeq and is a predicted model, not a curated record. Gene Ontology annotation, cellular component: catalytic step 2 spliceosome. Gene Ontology annotation, molecular function: RNA binding; protein binding. The transcript has 3 exons.